Molecule: messenger RNA, 2388 nt
Organism: Drosophila yakuba
Lineage: Eukaryota; Metazoa; Arthropoda; Insecta; Diptera; Drosophilidae
Exons: 2
Coding region: 627-1640 (337 amino acids)
Source: RefSeq, a predicted model, not a curated record
UGGUUAUGAAUAUAUACAUAUAUAUAAUAGAUUUAAACUUCAUAAAAAAAUAAUUUUGCUCCUUCAGAUUAUUUUCAUCAUUCAAGAUUCAGUUAGAUAAACAAAGUAAAGAUUAGACUAGUAAUUGUUUUGAUUUGAUUAUGGUUAUAAAAUAAAUAAUAUAUUCAAACUUCAUAUAAAGAUUUAUUUUUCUCAUUCUGAUUAAUUUCAUCAUUCAGUUAACCCCAGUUGGUCUCGCAGUGCAGUGAUUCUGGCAGUUGGUAGUGGCUUUGUCAGAAUAUCAGCCAAUUGGGAAUCUGUGGAAAGAUACUCAACUAAAAUUAGUUUGUUUUCAAUUUGUUCUCGAAUAAAAUGGUAUUUGAUAUCUAUGUGCUUAGUUCUCUUGUGGCAAGUAGGAUUAUUGGCUAUGCUUAUACAACCUUGGUUAUCCUCGAAAAUAACUAUUGGACUAUUUAAUUCUAAUUUCAUUUCAUUUGUUAAUGAUUUUAGCCAUAAUGCUUCCCUUACUCCUUCGAAUAAGGCCAUAUAUUCAGCUUCGGUAGAUGACGAAGCAACAGAUUUUUGUUUCAUAGUACUCCAGCAAAUUGAACAAUUUUCAAACAUAUUAAAUAUAUACCCUCGGUGGAAUGGAUAAAGUAUGUCAAUAUUGUCAGGCAUUGAAAUUUCGGAAUGAAGCAGCCGGCAUGUGCUGCGCAUCAGGAAAAGUUGUACUGUCACCUCUACCCGCUCCGCCGGAGCCUUUAUUAUCCCUUCUUACUGGCAAUUCAGAUGAUUCCAAAUUAUUUUUGCGUAAGAUACGCAAAUUUAAUUCUUGCUUCCAAAUGACGUCAUUUGGGGCAAAUAAAAUUUGCGAUCGUGCAUCCGAUGGACGUAAUUUUGAAACUACAUUCAAAAUUCAAGGCCAGGUGUACCAUAAAAUCGGAUCCUUGAUGCCAAUGCCUGAUAACAAUCCGAAAUUUUUUAAAAUUUAUUUUAUGAGCGAUCAUGAAGAGCGCGUGACGACUCGGUGCCUGUAUAAUUUUAUUGAACAAGAAGACGGAAGAGCAAUUGUGAUGUUAUUGGAAAAUUUUUUAGAAGAUCACAAUCAACUAAUUCAAUUGAUCAAAAGAGUUUCGUCACGACUGCAAAAUGACAAUUAUCAAAUCGCCAUAAAAGCCGACAAAGUACCAUUAGGUGAACAUGCUGGUAGAUUCAACGCUCCAACUGUUGAUGAGGUUGUUGUUAUCAUGGUUGGUGAUCCAGUUGACAAAAGAUCUAUAAAAAUUACACGGCGAGACAACACUGUCAGUACGAUUUCGGAUCUACACCGUUCAUAUGACGCACUACAGUAUCCAUUGAUAUUUUGGCAAGGACAAGAUGAAUAUCACCUUAAUAUCAAACAGUAUGAUCGAAAUACCGGUGAUUACAGUAAUAAAAAAGUUAGCUCAACGAACUUCUACGCACACCGAAUAAUGGUUAGACAACAUCAAGACAAUUAUAUCCUUCGAUAUCGUCAGCUGUUCCAUCAAUACAUUGUUGAUAUGUAUGCUAAGGUCGAAAGCGAACGCUUGCGAUUCCUUCGAUUCAACCAGGCAAAACUACGAUCGGAAGAAUAUAUUCACUUACGAGAUGCUGUUGCUGGAAACUGUAAAUCUCAAUGACAUCGGUAAUGCUUUCAUUUUACCUUCAAGCUACAUCGGCAGUCCACGGAACAUGCAGGAAUACAUACAAGAUGCGAUGACUUACGUACGUUAUUACGGCCGACCGGAUUUAUUUAUUACAUUCACAGGUAAUCCAAAUUGGGAAGAGAUACAAACUUUACUAUUGCCAGGACAACAAGCCAUUCAUCGCCAUGAUUUAACUGCACGUGUGUUUAAACAAAAAUUGAAAUCCUUAAUUGAUUUUAUUGUUAAAUAUUAAAUUUUUGGUAUCACACGUUGUUGGCUGUAUACGAUAGAGUGGCAAAAGCGAGGUUUGCCUCAUGCCCACAUUUUGGUUUGGCUUAAAGAUAGAAUCCGUCCUGAAGAAAUCGAUCAAAUAAUUUUAGCCGAAAUUCCAGACCCAUUAAUUGAUCAAGAAUUAUUUCAUAUUGUCACCAAACACAUGAUCCAUGGGCCAUGUGGUGCUUUCAACAUGACGUUACCGUGCAUGGAAAAUGGAAAAUGUAAAAAAAACUUCUCAAAGCCGCAUACGAAUGACACGAUCACGGAUAUUGAUGGUUAUCCAAUGUAUCGCCGCAGAAGUACUGAGAAUGGUGGCCACACAUUUACAAUGCGACUGCCGAACUUUCCAAAUCAAGUUGACUUUGAUAAUCAGUGGGUGGUACCAUACUCACCACUACUUUCAAAAACUUACAAAGCUCAUAUCAAUGUUGAGCUUUGCAGUUCUGUUAAAUCAAUUAAGUAUAUU